GAGCCAGCAAAGAGGCGUCAGUUGUCAGUCAGAGCCCGGCGGGAAACUCGAGCAGUUCCGGGUGCAGUGGACCGGCUCGCAGAUUCCAGGUUUGGAGGAAGUAUCCUUUCCUUUUGAUGACUAUUAAACUUGAGUUUUGUAGCUUGUGGUAUGACCCAAGCAACUUCCAUUCCACCUUCUAGUUUUGGAUUUGAUUACUGGUUGAAUAAGUCUGUUGAAUGGGGCCAGGCCACUACUUUUGAAUCCCAGCAAGAUGUCUGCCUGCACCUACCUAAAUUACAGAAGUUCCUGAAGCAGAUUUAUGGAGCCAUACAGCAUAUGAAGACGACUGCGGCAUUGAAAUCAUUUCCAAUGAUUGGCCAGUUGCUGGGCAGACUUUGUUGGAACCCAUUUGUUGUAGCACAUGAUGGGAGCCAUCAGAACCUGUUGGAGUGCGUGUGGUGUCUGUACAGUGCAGACCCUGAGAAUGCAGUGGAACAAAAAGCUAAUGACUGGAUUUGGAACUUGCUGCAGAGCAUGAUCAGCGUAGACCAGGAAGAUAGAGAUUUUAUCCGGAGUUUACAUUACCCAGAGGAGGAGUACCACCUUAAAUUAUUGAAAAAUAUGGUCUCUUCUCUGGUGAAGCAACUUCAAGACGAUCAAUGUGACAGAAGUUCCAUGUUUUUGAGGUUACCCUCAGAACGAUGGAGGAACAUCUCUAUUCUCUGUUUACCUAUUAUUACUUUACCUGAGGUUGUUCCGUUGAUGGAAAGUCUUCUAAGUUGUCGUGACAAUGGUUUGGAUGAAACUCUCAGCACAGAGUUCCUAGAAACUGUCAGCAAUUGCUUUCUGCAAAAAAAGAUUCUCCUGUCUGAGUCUGCAGUUGUGAACUUGUGGCUGCGCUACCUUCCUAGUCUGGAACAGACUGUUCUGCAUCUUAUCGAAUCUUUGGUAUCUCAUCCAUGUGUUUCUUUAGUGGAACUUGAAGCCAUCAUCACAGACUCAUUACUGCCGAAAGUAUCAGCCGAUCAUCCUUCACUAUUUAGGGUAAUUGAUAAUUAUUUCAGGACCAUUCUACUGGAGACUGAUGGGCAUCCUAAGAUUAUAACCAUUAUACAAGCAUUUACUCGGUGUUUUGUUCAAGUUCUGCUGCAGGUGCAAACUCAGAUGCCGCUGAAACUCUACUUUCCACUUAAUCAACAGUCCUUUGUGGUGGCACUAUUAACAAAUCCAUCAGAUGUUCCACCAGAGGCCUGGUGCCGGCACCUAAUUACUAUUGUUCAAAUGCUGAAAAGGAUUGUACAGGAUGAAAAAGUCAAAAGAACCACCGCAAAUUUCUUUGAGAACUGGUUUUUACUGGUUCACUUUGGAGACUGGUUGAAUAUUGCCUUACAGCAGUUGAUGAUAGCUGAUGAUCCCCACGAAGUUCUCCUUUGGCUUUUCAUAUUCUACCAUAAGCCACUAAUGGAAAACCAACAAGAGAAACAAUUAAUGGAGGAGGUGAAAUGUGUGUACAGUCAACUGAAAAUUCUCAGCACCAUGGCAAACUUGAAGCCAGAAGAUGUGCAAACUGCUUUAUUCACUAACACAGUAUUUGCAAAAAGAGGUCACCUGAAAGAUCUCACCAGUCAGCUACUUGUGAGUUUUAUAUUGUUUACAGAAGGAGGAAACAGAAUAGCAAAGCAGUCUUUCCAACUGUUCACCUCGGGUGGAGACAGCUUGGAUGGAGUAUCUCAACUGUUGGUUAGCACUGCUCAUAGAUUAAAGAACACAAAAUGCAGGCGAGCGGAAGACAGAAUGGUGCAAGUCACCGUUGAACUUCUGCAACAUCUGCUUCUGGAAACCAAUGUAACAGUACAAUGAAGUGAUGCCCUGCAUCAAAGAACAAUUAUUUAGUCAGUCUGAUUCCUUCAACCAUUUUAUUGCAGAUGUUCAAACAUUUGUACUAAUAGAUUGGCUUGUAAUAAAGUCUGAAAGAUGUUAUCCAUAAUAAACAUUAAAAUAAAACAAACCUGGCUAUAAAUAAUCUUGGCAAGUGCAAUUCUGAACCCCAGUGGACCUGUCAGCAAAAUUGGUCUGAAGCAACUUAUAGCUAAAUUAAUGUCAGAUGCAGGUUGUAAAAACAUCUAUUAGAAGUCUAUGCUGCUUUCACAUUCCUACUGUCUGCCUUGAAUAAACUGGAGUUGUUUAUAUUG
Molecule: messenger RNA, 2174 nt
Organism: Amblyraja radiata (thorny skate)
Lineage: Eukaryota; Metazoa; Chordata; Chondrichthyes; Rajiformes; Rajidae
Gene: fancc
Product: FA complementation group C
Exons: 15
Coding region: 151-1842 (563 amino acids)
Biological process (GO): nucleotide-excision repair; cellular response to oxidative stress; interstrand cross-link repair
Cellular component (GO): Fanconi anaemia nuclear complex
Source: RefSeq, a predicted model, not a curated record